AUGGACCCGCACGCCGACCUCUACAGCGUGCUCGGCGUGGCUGAGGAGGCGUCCGAGGACGAGCUCAAGCGUGCCUUUCGGCGCCUGAGCCUCGCCUACCACCCAGACCGAUGGCAGGCGCCGCAGGACAAGCGCGAGGCCGGCGAGCGCUUCCUGCACGUCGCUCGCGCGUACGGCGUGCUGAGCGACGAGCGCAAGCGCAUGGCGUACGAUGAGCUCGGGCCGCGCGACUUUGAGCAGGGCCAGCAGCUCCUCACUGCAGAGGUGGACUCAGCGGCGAAGCUCCGCGCGCGGUUCGAGCGCGAGAAGCGGCGCGUGGCGGAGCAGGCGUACCACGGCAAGCUGCGCAUGUCGGGCUCGCUCGUCGUCGGCGCGUCCGCGUCGGACCUCCUCGCGCCUGCCGACCCGGACCUCCCACUGGGCGAGCGGCUGUGGCCCCACAUCUCCUCUGUCUCGAUGAGCGAGGACAUGGCGCUCGCGCUGUCGCAGCGGACCGCGCUCACCUGCGGCUGCCAGCUGCUGACCAAGGGCGGGCUGGGCGGCUGCACGCUGCGGCUGGGCUUCAAGCGGCAGCUCGGCCACCACGCCUUCCUGCACGCGUCGGCGUCCGGCCUGAACGGCUCUCCCGCACCACCCACGGGACGGAACCCACACUGGAUUCGACACCAUGGAGGUGUGGUACACGCAGGCUCUCCGAUCAGCGCCGGCUUGUCUGCGUCGCGCCGCCUCUCGCGCCACUCCAACGGCGCCGUCUCCGCCUCCCUCUCGCUCACCGACGUCUGCCUGCGCGCCUCGCGCCAGCUGACCAAACACACGCUCGGGGAGGCGGUCUGGCUGGUCGGCAGCGGCGGGGACGACGGCCCGCUCUGCUACCGCACCGCCCUCGAGACUGAACCCACACUGGGUUCGGUACUCUGGAGGGCUCGCGAGGAGAAGGCGUGCGCGGGUUUGCUCAUCCUCGCCGCGUACUACGGCGACGCGAGGGGGUGGCUGGAUGUGCGCGUGGCGCUGCAGUUCGCCGUGUCGAGGUCGAGCUUGCGGCUGCCGGCGGGGAGCAAGGCGGGGCUGCGAGGCUUCGCAUCCGUGCGGCCCGCGCCCCUCACCGCCGACGGCCACCGCGCGCCUUGCGAGCUGUGGCUGAGGUAUGAGAUUGCCGGCGAGGUUCGCACCCUCUGCGUCGAGGACGCCGCGCCCGUGCUGCUGGGCCGAGCCUCGGCGGCGCGAGGCGCGCGGUGA
Emiliania huxleyi CCMP1516 is the source of this 1236-nucleotide messenger RNA. RefSeq lists its product as hypothetical. Gene Ontology annotation, biological process: cristae formation. The transcript is spliced from 4 exons. The record is from RefSeq and is a predicted model, not a curated record. NCBI's taxonomy places the organism in Eukaryota, Haptophyta, Isochrysidales, Noelaerhabdaceae. The coding region runs from base 1 to 1236 and encodes 411 amino acids.